CUGACACUCCGCAAUCAGACCUUUUACCAUUUACAUUACAGCGGUAUUUUAAGUGGCACUAAAGGGUGAAAAGUAGUUUUUGUCCAAGUUCUGCUUUCCUCUCAGUUAUUCAGUUUAGAUUUAACUGUGCGACUUGUCUUCUCGCAUAAGGCCAUGGGGAAAAGCUGCAGAGUUAGCAGGCUGUGCAUUCUGUCCGUGGUCUUAGCCCUAGUCUCCAUAGCAACCAUUGUCACGUUGUGGACUAUUGCCCUGACAGGAGAAGAUGAUAUCACAGCUCCUUGGGACAGCUAUCGUCUCGCCGAUGCUUUGGUCCCUGACCACUACAACAUCACCCUGUGGCCUCGUCUCAGCCCUGACCCAAACACUGGCCUCUACAUUUUUACAGGCCAAUGCACUAUGGAGUUUGAGUGUGUGAAAGAAACAAAUCUGAUCCUAAUCCACUCCAACAAACUCAAUUACACCAAGCUGGACAACAUGCACUUUGCCAGGCUCAUCGCUUCAGGCGGUCUGUCUGCUCCCAGUAUUAAGUCUACGUGGCUGCAGUCUGAGACCCAGUAUCUGGUUAUCCAGCUGAAUAGUAAAUUAACUCUGAAACACAAGUAUCAGCUGUACACUAAUUUUACUGGAGAACUAGCUGAUGACUUGGCUGGCUUUUACAGGAGUGAAUAUGAAGAAGAUGGUAUCCAAAAGAUUGUUGCCACUUCUCAGAUGCAUCCAACUCAUGCAAGAAAGACCUUUCCCUGUUUUGAUGAACCAGCCAUGAAAGCUGUUUUCUAUAUAACUCUAAUCCACCCCCCAGGAACUAUAGCCCUGUCCAAUGGCAUGGAAGGAGAUAUUGUUAACACCACUAUUGAUGGAGUAGCUGUGACAAAGACUACGUUUGAGCCUACCAGGAAAAUGUCCACCUAUCUUCUGGCCAUUGUCGUCUCUGACUAUUCACACCUCAAUGAUACACAAGGAGAAACUCUGAUCCGUAUCUGGGCUCGCAGGAAAGCCAUUGAGCAGGGACAGGCAAACUAUGCCCUCAAUGUAACUGGACCCAUACUGGACUUUUUCCAGUUGUACUAUAACAUCUCCUACCCUCUGAGCAAGUCAGAUCAAAUAGCCCUGCCAGACUUCUAUUUUGGUGCAAUGGAGAACUGGGGUUUGGUGACAUACAGAGAAACCAACCUUCUCUAUGACCCUGUAACCUCCUCCAACAGAAAUAAGGAGACCACUGUCACCAUCAUUGCUCAUGAACUAGCACACAUGUGGUUUGGUAACCUGGUAACUCUGCGCUGGUGGAAUGAGGUCUGGUUGAACGAGGGCUUUGCUUCAUAUGUGUCUUACCUGGGCGCAGAACACGCUGAGCCUGCAUGGAACUUGAAAGACAUGAUAAUACUUGAUGACGUCCACAGGGUGUUUGCAGUCGAUGCCAUGACCUCCUCUCAUCCUCUGUCUUCUAAAGAAGACAGUAUUAUCCUACCAGGCCAGAUUAGUGAGCAGUUUGAUGCCAUAUCUUACAGCAAGGGUGCAGCAGUGUUGAGGAUGCUGUCCGAUUUCCUCUCAGAACAAGUCUUUGUCCAGGGACUUAAUAGUUACCUCAAACACUUUGCCUACAGUAACACAGUGGGAGAUGACUUGUGGCACCAUCUACAAAUGGCAGUGAAAGCCAAUAAUGUGGCACUUCCUUGUCCAGUAUGUGAAAUCAUGAACCGCUGGGUGCUCCAGAUGGGGUUCCCCGUGGUUACCAUAGACACUACCACAGGAAAGGUAUCUCAGAAGCACUUUCUGCUGGAUCCAGAGUCUUCUGUCACAGUCGAAUCACCUUACAACUAUGAGUGGCUGAUUCCUGUUAGGUGGAUGAAGAGCGGUGAAUUCCAGAGAGAUAUCUGGUGGCUGAUGGAAAAAGAAGCGGUAAACUUGGAGAUGAGGAGAGGUGAUUUGUGGGUUCUGGCCAACAUCAAUAUAACCGGAUAUUACCGGGUAAACUAUGACCAUGGAAACUGGGAAAGCCUCUUUGCUCAGCUUAUUUUAGAGCACCAGGUUAUACCAGUGAUAAACAGAGCCCAGCUUAUGGAUGAUGCUUUCAAUUUAGCCAGAGCUCAGAUGGUCUCCACUACUCUUGCUUUGAACACAACCCUCUAUCUGUCUGUGGAGACAGAAUACAUUCCCUGGCAGUCUGCUCUGGAUAAUUUGGACUAUUAUUACCUCAUGCUGGACCGUACUGAAGUUUAUCAGCCUAUGCAGGACUACAUAAAAAAGCUGGUGACUCCACUCUUCCUGUACUUCAAAAACAUCACAUCCGACUGGACCCAUGUUCCUGAUAGACACACUGACCAGUAUAACCAGGUGAACGCCAUCCGCAUGGCCUGCAGGACUGGAGUAACAGAAUGCCAGAACCUGACCACCAAAUGGUUCAAACAAUGGAUGGAGACCCCUCAAACCAAUUUGAUUGAACCCAACCUGCGUUCAGCAGUGUACUGCAGUGCCAUGGCAGCAGGUGAUGAAGCCGAGUGGGAGUUUGGCUGGUCCCAGUUCAAAAAAGCUACUGUAGCCAGCGAGGCCAGCAAACUCAUGUCGGCACUGGCCUGUACCAGCAACACACAACUGCUGGAAAGGUAUCUGUCUUAUACCUUAAACUCAGCUAUGAUCCGUAAGCAGGAUGCUACCUCCGUCAUUACAUCUGUCGCCAGCAACAGAUUGGGACAGAGUCUGGCAUGGGACUUUGUCAGGGAACAGUGGGAAUACAUGUUCACACAAUAUGGGGUUGGCUCUUUCUCCUUUGCCUCUAUGAUAAGUGGGGUCACUGCAAGGUUCUCUACACCUGCUGAACUACAACAGCUGGUGGAGUUUAAGGAGAAGCACAAAGCAGCAGGGUUUGGAUCUGCCACACUGGCCGUGGAGCAGGCCUUGGAGAGGACCAGGGCUAACAUCAACUGGCUGCAGAAGAACAAACAGGAGAUCUUGGACUGGUUUAACAGUCAGACUAGACUUUAGAUUCAGAAAAAACACUGGCAUAGCCAAAAAAGCUGGAAGCUGUGUCUCAUCUCACAUAUAAAAGGUGUUUCAUGUUUUUUGUCCUGAACAAAACACAACAAUACUAAUGAGAAACCAGAUUAGAGGAAUUAUGUAGAAAAGAUAUAAA
Etheostoma spectabile (orangethroat darter) is the source of this 3127-nucleotide messenger RNA. Its product is annotated as aminopeptidase N. Gene Ontology annotation, molecular function: peptide binding; zinc ion binding; metalloaminopeptidase activity. The transcript has 23 exons. Bases 154 to 2979 code for a protein of 941 amino acids. Gene Ontology annotation, biological process: peptide catabolic process; proteolysis. NCBI's taxonomy places the organism in Eukaryota, Metazoa, Chordata, Actinopteri, Perciformes, Percidae. Gene Ontology annotation, cellular component: cytoplasm; plasma membrane. The record is from RefSeq and is a predicted model, not a curated record.